CAAGACCCUUUCUUUCUUUCUUUUUCUUCUCUUUCCCUUUGAACUUCCCUUCCAUUUCAAGCUCCAUCUACCAUUCUUUCUCAUCCCAUCCGUACCCACCUGAUUAAACCUCAUUAACGCAAAUUAUUUCUCUCGCUAAUCAAAAGGCCAGAGAAGAAGAUGAUGCAUAUGACCUUAUACUGGGGCAUAAAGGUAACGCUUUUAUUCGAUUCUUGGAAAACUGAUUCAUGGCCUAGCUAUCUCCUCUCUUUACUCGCUUGUUUCCUCUUCUCAUCCUUCUACCAGUACAUGGAAGAUCGUCGCAUCAAAUUCAAAUCCCUCGCCGCCGCCUCCGCCGCGACUUCGCAGCCAUCAUCGGUUACCGUUCCCCUUUUGCGCUCCUCUAAACUAGGCCGCUUCAGUUCGGCAAAAUUCGCUGCCGCUAUUCUUUUUGGAUUUAACUCUGCGAUUGGGUAUCUACUGAUGCUAGCUAUUAUGUCUUUUAACGGCGGUGUUUUCUUGGCUACCGUUGCUGGUUUAUCUGUUGGUUAUUUGGUUUUCAGAAGCGAAGAUGAGCAAGUUGUGGUUAUUGAGGAUCCAUGCGCAUGUGCUUAAUAAGGGGUUCUUGGUCUGCGAUUAUUGUUGUUUUUACAUAAUUAAUUCCUGUUUUUAGAUCUGGAUUCUGAUUUUCCUUUUUUCCUUGAAAUUUCUCUUCUUAGAGGUUCUGCUACAAUACAGCUUGUGAAAUGUAAUUUGUCCGCAUACUUGACCAGUUUUCUCUCUCUUUUAAACGAACAUGUUGUAUGUUUUCUUUUUGUUUUUGUUUAAACCCUAUUUUGAAAUAAAACGACUGUGAAAUGGAUCUGUCGCCUGU
Messenger RNA from Ricinus communis (castor bean), 853 nucleotides. RefSeq names its product copper transporter 5. Gene Ontology annotation, biological process: intracellular copper ion homeostasis; copper ion transmembrane transport. Gene Ontology annotation, cellular component: plasma membrane. The record is from RefSeq and is a predicted model, not a curated record. Gene Ontology annotation, molecular function: copper ion transmembrane transporter activity. The transcript has a single exon. Bases 160 to 594 code for a protein of 144 amino acids. Lineage: Eukaryota; Viridiplantae; Streptophyta; Magnoliopsida; Malpighiales; Euphorbiaceae.